Messenger RNA from Sarcophilus harrisii (Tasmanian devil), 3731 nucleotides. RefSeq names its product deltex E3 ubiquitin ligase 1 (gene DTX1). Lineage: Eukaryota; Metazoa; Chordata; Mammalia; Dasyuromorphia; Dasyuridae. Gene Ontology annotation, biological process: protein ubiquitination; Notch signaling pathway. The transcript has 10 exons. Gene Ontology annotation, molecular function: zinc ion binding; ubiquitin protein ligase activity. Gene Ontology annotation, cellular component: nucleoplasm. The record is from RefSeq and is a predicted model, not a curated record. Bases 1800 to 3683 code for a protein of 627 amino acids.
AAUGGGAGUGGAUUGGGGGAUGCCAAGAGUGCCUCGGCGGCUCCCAUCCUGCCCAACAGACAAAGCAGAUAUAAUCCAGCCCCCACUCCAUCCCACCUAAAGCCGUGAGAUUUGAGUCCUCCUCUGACUGGGAAUUAGGGCUCCUGACUUCCUUUCCCUAGGAGCUGGACACUGGGAGGGGAAGGGUGGUGGAAAGGCACCUUCCAGUUAUCCUGGAGAAAAACAAGGAGACAAGGCAUCUCCUAGACCCCUCUAAGCCACAGAGGCUAGGGAAGGGUAAUUGUGCCCUUCGAGGGCUUUAAUGUCUCCUUCCCAGGCCCCCAGGGGGCUGGAGCUCUCCCCGCCCUAGUAGACCCUCGGGGACCUCGGCUCUGUAUUGACAGUGAAAGCCUGAUUGAGGGUUUGGGGGGAUGGUCCUCCCCAUUCCAGGCCCGGCCUGAGGAGCCGGGGUUCGCCAGGACAAGGGGUGUGCGCUAUCUCCUCCCCUUUCUCCUCCUCCGCUGGCCCCCUCCCCUUCCUCCUCCUAUCCCCUCCCCUGCCCAGAGCAGCCGCUGUUGCCUUCCAGCGGGAGGAUCCGGGUGUCAGUCCGUCCUGGGAGAAACGAUCUCGGCUGCGGGUUUGGCAGAGGGAAGAGCCCGCCCUCGGGAUCAGCACCCCUGCUCCCCGACCCCGGGCUCCGGGGCGUCCAGGAGCCCCGGGACAGGGUCUCCAACCCCGGGGGCCAACUGCCUCAGUCAUCGGUGGAGAAAGCGGAGAGAGGAGAGGGAGAGCCGGAGCGAGGAGGUGGAGAAGGAGGAGGAGGAGGAGGAAAGAGAGAGGGAAAGGGAGAAGAGGAGCGGCCGCGGCCAAGAGCGGGGAGGACAGGAGCGGAGUGGAUCUGGCGGUCUCGAUCGCAAGUGGGCUGGGGAAUCGCCGCUGCUCCUCUGUGGUGUCAGGACCCGGCUGGGCCAGGUGGGGGAGGCCAAGGCACCGCCUUCAGUGACCUCAAGAGCCUCCUUAUCAAGGGAGGUCACUGGGUGGGGCCGGCGGUGGGGGGUGGGAGGCGGCAGAGGGUCCGUUCUGCGGCUCCUUGACCAAGUCCAGCAGAGCGGGCGGCUUCCUGACCCUCCCCUCUUCUGGGGAGGGGGGCGGGGACACCCCCUGCAGCAUGAGCUGGGAGCCAGGCCUGGGACAGGGCCGUCGGGGGGGCGGCCCCACAACCGGGUGAUCCGCCUCCCCUAGGCAGACAGAGGCGGCGACAGGGCCGCUGCCGCUGCUGCCGCUUCGGGCAAUGGCUGAAGCUGGUACCGGGAGGGACGCAGACUUGGUGCCUUCCAGGCCCCGGGCCCGCCUGGGCUGAUGACCGGGGGAGGUUGAGGCUUAGUCCACUGAUGUGAAGAGAGGACGCCGGAGAGGGAGAAAGAAGAAGAGGAAGGAGGAAGGGGCCAGACAGGAUCGCAGGGGCGUGACCCCACCCUCCUUUGCCAGGAUUUUGCCCGAGAUUGCUGCCUUCCAGGAUCGCGGGACCCAGGAGUCCGGGGCCCAGUCCCUCCAGGUGGAGGCAGGAAAGCCAGAUUGAGGGGGCUGGCUGCUGGCCCCUCUUGUAGCAUCAGGCCCUUGGAGGCCUGAACUGGACCAUUCACUGACUCAUGGACAUCAGCUGCUGCAGGGUACCUCAGCAGAAGGUGGUUUAGCUGGGGUCAGGGAGGCCUCUCUUGCUUCCUGACCCCUUCCCCUUUGAGAGGAAGGAGAAGGGAACCAUUGGACUUUCUCAGCCCUCCACUCCCCCUCUCCUGGGGACCCUCAGGUGUGGUUGCACCAUGUCCAGGCCAGGCCCAGGGGCGCUGAUCUCUAUGAACGGUCUGGGUUUCCCACCCCAAAACCUGGCGAGGGUGGUGGUAUGGGAAUGGCUGAACGAAUACAGCCGCUGGCGUCCCUACACGGCCACCGUGUGCCACCACAUCGAGAAUGUGCUCAAGGAGGACGCCAGGGGCAGCGUGGUCCUCGGACAGGUGGACGCCCAGCUGGUGCCCUACAUCAUCGACCUGCAGUCCAUGCACCAGUUUCGCCAGGACACAGGGACGAUGCGGCCAGUGAGAAGGAACUUUUACGACCCGUCCUCUGCACCGGGCAAGGGCAUCGUGUGGGAGUGGGAGAACGACGGGGGCUCCUGGACGCCAUAUGACAUGGACAUCUGCAUCACCAUCCAGAAUGCCUACGAGAAGCAGCAUCCGUGGCUCGACCUCUCCUCGCUAGGCUUUGGCUAUGUGAUUUAUUUCAACAGCAUGUCUCAGAUGAACCGGCAGACCCAGCGGAAAAGGCGCGUGAGGCGGCGGAUGGACCUGGCCUACCCGCUGACCAUCGGCUCCAUCCCUAAGUCCCAGUCCUGGCCGGUGGGCGCCAACUCGGGCCAGCCGUGUUCCUGCCAGCAGUGCCUGCUAGUCAACAGUACCCGAGCUGCUUCAAACGCCAUCCUUGCCUCUCAGAGGAGGAAGAUGUACCAGGCCUCGGGCACCGGCACAGGGACGGGCACUUUGCCCGUGCGCCAGAGUAACACCUUCAACGGGACCGGGACGACACUGUGGACUGGGGGUACCGGCCCCGCCGGAGGGGCGGCCAAAGGGGAGCCCGGGCGGUCACCCGGGGGGGUUCCGGGAGGCAACUUUUCCCGGAGUCAGAGUGCCCCUGGAGGUGCCCAACUCCCCAGACAAAACAAUCUGAAUAGGCCUGGGACUCAACGUGUGGCGGUCCUGAGCACCAGGGCAUCGAUCCCACCUGGGGUCCCAGCGCUCCCUGUGAAGAAUCUGAAUGGCACAGGACCUGUGCACCCAGCUUUGGCAGGGAUGACGGGAAUCUUGAUGUGUGCAGCAGGGCUGCCGGUCUGCCUGACCCGGGCUCCCAAACCCAUCCUACACCCACCUCCCAUUAAUAAAAGUGACAUCAAACCUGUGCCCGGGAUCCCAGGCAUCUGUCGGAAAACCAAGAAGAAACAUCUGAAAAAGAGUAAGAAUCCUGAGGAUGUGGUUCGAAGAUACAUGCAGAAGGUGAAGAAUCCACCUGAUGAGGAUUGCACCAUCUGCAUGGAGCGACUGGUCACUGCAUCCGGCUACGAGGGCGUUCUCCGCCACAAGGGCGUGAGACCAGAGCUUGUAGGCAAGCUGGGCAAGUGUGGGCACAUGUACCACCUCCUGUGCCUGGUGGCCAUGUACAACAAUGGUAACAAGCAGGAUGGCAGCCUCCAGUGCCCCACCUGUAAGGCCAUUUAUGGGGAGAAAACAGGGACUCAACCCCCUGGGAAGAUGGAAUUCCACCUCAUCCCCCAUUCACUCCCUGGCUACACGGACACCCAGACUAUCCGCAUCGUCUAUGACAUCCCCACUGGGAUCCAGGGUCCUGAGCACCCCAAUCCUGGCAAGAAGUUCACGGCGAGAGGCUUUCCCCGGCACUGCUAUCUGCCUGACAACGAAAAGGGCCGCAAGGUGCUCCGACUGCUCAUCAUGGCCUGGGACCGGAGGCUGAUCUUCACCAUUGGCACGUCCAACACGACGGGUGAAUCGGACACCGUGGUCUGGAACGAGAUCCACCACAAGACGGAGUUCGGCUCCAACCUCACUGGGCAUGGCUACCCAGACCCCAACUACCUAGACAACGUCUUGGCAGAGCUCACAGCCCAAGGGGUCUUGGAGCCAUCUUCAAAGGACUGAGACCUGGGACCCUCCUCCAGGCUGUCCAUACUCCUUGCUCUAAUGGAC